AUGGUCUACAACGUGGCCAUACUUGGCACAGGAAUGUCCUGCUUUGUCUUCCACGCUCCUUUGCUAUCCUCACUGCCGGAGCACUUCAAGCUGUCGACCAUUCUUGCGCGUCGACCGGAGAGUCAAGAGGAAGUCAAGCAGCGUCUGCCAGGCGUCAAGACUGUAGCCACUCUCGAUGAAGUCUGCGCCGAUGCGUCGAUAGAUCUCGUCGUCAUCAGCACGCCGAACGAGCUGCACUUUGAGCAAGCCAAGCAAUGCUUGAACGCCGGCAAACAUAUCGUCGUCGAGAAGCCUCUCACGCCUACGGCCGUCGAGGCGGACAAGCUCAUCUCGCUUGCAAAGUCGAAAGGAUUACUCAUUGCAGUUUAUCAGAACAGGCGACUCGAUUCGGAUCUCCUCACGUUGCUCAAAGUCAUCAGGGAGGGCAGACUCGGACAGGUCACCGAUUUUGAAAGUCACUUUGAUCGCUUCAGACUCUUCAGGAAGAGCGAAAAGGUAUGGAAGGAGCAAGCCAGGCCUGGUGGCGGCCAGGUAUACGACCUCGGCUCACACCUCAUCGAUCAAUCGCUGUACCUCUUCGGCAAACCCACUUCUAUCACCGGACAGACUUAUUCUCGACGACAACUGCCCCCACUCGAGCUCGAAGACGCAUUCACAGUGACGCUCGAGUAUGGACCCAGCAAGGCGACAGGCUCGUCUUCUGCCGGACUGCCUUUGUCACGCGAAUUGCCACUCACCGUCGUUCUGAAGGGGUCUACAACAUCUCUGGGGCCCAACAUGCGAUACAUCGUCAAAGGCGACAGGGGAGAGUUCCGAAAAGCCGGUGUCGAUCCGCAAGAGGCGCAACUCAUCGCAGGCAAGACGCCUGCGAAGGAUGAUGAUCUCGGCAUUGAGGACGACAAUAUUGCAGCCGAGCUCUGGUCAAUUCCCGUCUCCUGCGACAUCACCAAACCUCCCGCGCCACAACAUGAGAAGAUCAAGAGCGAGAAAGGGCGAUAUCUCGAUUUCUACAGACACUUGCACGAUGCUCUCGAGCACAAAGACGCCUCGCGAUUGCUCGUCCAGCCUGAGGAAGCACGCGAGGUCAUACAUCUCUGCGACCUGGCACACCAGAGCGCAGCUGCCCAAAAGACUAUAGCUCUCUGA
Molecule: messenger RNA, 1146 nt
Organism: Mixia osmundae IAM 14324
Lineage: Eukaryota; Fungi; Basidiomycota; Mixiomycetes; Mixiales; Mixiaceae
Exons: 2
Coding region: 1-1146 (381 amino acids)
Molecular function (GO): nucleotide binding
Source: RefSeq, a predicted model, not a curated record